Messenger RNA from Cygnus olor (mute swan), 2953 nucleotides. RefSeq names its product artemin (gene ARTN). The transcript is spliced from 3 exons. Bases 728 to 2071 code for a protein of 447 amino acids. NCBI's taxonomy places the organism in Eukaryota, Metazoa, Chordata, Aves, Anseriformes, Anatidae. Gene Ontology annotation, molecular function: receptor tyrosine kinase binding; glial cell-derived neurotrophic factor receptor binding; growth factor activity. The record is from RefSeq and is a predicted model, not a curated record.
AUGACCUGGCGGCAGCGGCUGGCGCGGGGCCACGGGCCGCCACGGGAGCGAUGCGCUGCGUGGGCCGUGCUUGGCCAAGCUGCGGCGGCUGGCGGGGCUGGGGGGCCUGGUGCCAGCCCUGCCUGCCGUGGGGCCGCAUCCUGCCCGGCGCAUGGCACGCAGAGGAGGUUCGUGCGCCUGGUGGUGCCUGCCACAGCCCCUUGGCGUGGAAUGGCUGGGUGCCACCCACGCAAGGUGGCCGUGGGUAUAGCAACCGGGGCUUGGGGCCUGACGAGCAUCCCCUGAGGUGCUGGGGGUCAGGGGGAACUGGUUUUGUCUCCCCAUGCCAGCAGUGUCCCGCUGCUUCCCCCUGCUCUUCAGCCAGCAGCGCUCUCCUCAGCAUAUCCCAUCCCAACUUUGCUCCACUGCAGGAGCACCUGGGAUUUGCUGGGGUAAAGCCAUGGAGGGGGCAGGGGGAACCCCGCCGCUGUGGGAUGUCACCAAGCUCGAAGGGGACAGUCCUGUCCUGAGAGAUGGGGAUGCAGCAGCAGACCAAAAGCUGGGAGCCACCUCCGGAGAAUCCAGGCUUCCCCACUCCAUGCUUGGGACAUUGAGGAGCGGGGGCUUCCCCGCACCCCACACAUGUGUGGGUGCAAACUGGCGCAGUCCCUGCACCUCCCAGGGGCCCACGGUGUGAAUUCCCCUGUGUGGCGGGGCUGGCGGGCACUGGGUAGUGUCCUUGGGGUGAAUGGCUUUGGAGAGCCCAGCGUGGUGCGCUGCCGUGUCCCCAUGGGACCUGCCUGUCCCACCCCUCACGGCCCCGUUCACCCAUCCACGGGCUGCUCUGGGGCCGCACGCCAGAGCUCCCAGUGCUGCACAGGCAGCGUGCCGGGGAGCCAGCGCAGGGCCGGGGGGUGGCCGCACCGGGGGACCCUGCGCUAAUGGAUUUGGAGUUUCCAAGGUCAGGCUCCCACCGCGAGCAAGAAAAACAUUCCCAGGGAAGGGCCAUGGGAAAGAGCCCCCCCCGCGGCGCUCCCAGUCCCAGCAGCUGCCUUACGGCACAGCCUGGCAUCCCGGGCCGCUCGCGCGAGGAGGCGGCUGCGUCCCCCCGAGGAGAGGUGCCGGGCAAAGUCCCUUCUGCCAACAUCUCCGGGGAGGGAGACAUGGAGGGGUGUGGGGGCCUGGUUGUGUGGGGAGCGGAUGGGAGGCGUUGUGGGGUGCUGGGGGUGAGGAUGGCAUGCUUGGCAGGGGAGAGGUGUGCCAGCUCCCGGCUGGUUUGAUGGCCUUUCCUGGGUGCCACCAGGGUCUGGGUGGGCAGGGAUGGGUGCUGCCAGCACCAGCUGCAGGUGCCCACCCUGUGUGUGCUGCACAGGCACUGACCCACACCUCUGUGCUUGCAGCCAGCAUGGAGCAGCGAGCAGGGCCACCAGAGCCAAGACCUGCAGGACCCAGCACGCAUCCGCAGCCCAAGGAGGGGACGUUGUGGGGUGUCCUCACCAUCCUCUCGCUGCUGGCCGGGCUGGCCACGGGAGCCCUGCGUACCCCACACUGCAACGAGACGCUGGAUGCGGCUCCCACGCCGCGGGACAUGGCCACUGCCAGCCCCAGCGCGGAGGACGGCGUGGAGAUGCCGCUUGCCUGGAGCCAGCCGCACGGGGACAACAUGACAACGGGGGCCCUGGGUGCAACGGAGCUGGCGGAGGACCUGCUGCUGCGCGCCGAGCGCUCGCCGCCGGGCAUGGGCAAAGCCAAGAAGGGGGCGCGGAAACCCUUGCGGGGUGCCCGCGGACGCAACUGCCACAUCCGCAACCUGAUGGUGAAGGUGCGCGACCUGGGCCUGGGCUUCAACUCGGACGAGAUCGUGCUCUUCAAGUACUGCAGCGGCUCCUGCCACCGGGCGCGCAGCAACUACGACCUGACGUUGGGCAGCCUCCUGCGGCAGCAGCUCAUCGUCCCGGGGCCGCAGGAGCGCAUCCUCAGCCACCCCUGCUGCCGGCCCACCCGCUACGAGGCCGUGUCCUUCAUGGACGUGCAGAACACGUGGCAGACAGUGGAGAAGCUCUCGGCGGCCGAGUGCAGCUGCAUCGGCUGAGGGGGGGCUGCCGGCUCAGCCCCGGCUCGACGCACGCUGGCAGCCCCCAGCUCGUGGCGCUGGCACUCGGAGGAAGGCAGGAGGGUCCGGUGCCCCCAGUUUUACGUGGCCAUGAGAGACUGAGGCAAGCUGGAGUCGUGAUGGGGGGGUCGGCAGCAGAGCCCCCUCCCGCUCAGUGCCAAGCAGCCGGUGCCACCGGCUCUGUGGGGUCCUGCCUGGGUGCACCCCUAUGUGGCUCGGCCCUGGGAUAGGAGCCGGAGCAGGACGGAGCAUCCCCAGCGCCCUGUGCCCUGCCUGGACUGGUGCUCCCACACCCCUGCCAAGCAUCGCCCGGGCUUCGGAGGGGGUCAGGAAGGGGCACCCCGGGGCUGGGGGUGGCCAGAGCCACCCUGCGGGGAGCGGAUGUCCCCAAGGGCAGGGGCGCAGCGGGGCCAAACCGCACCGGCAUGGGGCAGCGCCCGGUGCUCCGCAGGGCACGGGCACCCCCGGGACCCCUGCCCGGCUCCGAGCGGGGGCUGCAGGGUCCCUCCCCGCGGUGCUGCGGCACUAAACUAUUUAUUACUCUAAAUUAUUUAUUUAUUGUUCUCGAGCGGCAGCUCCUAUUUAUGACUUUGGGCCCGCGGGGGCCGGGUGUAAUUUAACCCCAGCGCUGAUGUGAAGCCCUGGGGCUGCGGCCAGCAGCGCCCCGUCCCCACCCUCGGGCUCCUCGUGCCCCCAACCCCUAUUAUUAUUUUUUUUUUUUGGUUGUUUUUCUAUUAUUUGUAAGAUUUGAGGAUAAACUCUAUUUUUGUACAGCCGCCUUUUCCCGUAGCAAUAAAGCGAUGGGCCGCGCGUCCGACCCCGCUGCUGGGUGCUGGGUUUUUGGGGAGGGGGGGGGUCCGC